Messenger RNA from Arabidopsis lyrata subsp. lyrata, 1929 nucleotides. RefSeq names its product ALBINO3-like protein 1, chloroplastic. Gene Ontology annotation, cellular component: chloroplast thylakoid membrane. Bases 158 to 1660 code for a protein of 500 amino acids. Gene Ontology annotation, molecular function: membrane insertase activity. The record is from RefSeq and is a predicted model, not a curated record. Lineage: Eukaryota; Viridiplantae; Streptophyta; Magnoliopsida; Brassicales; Brassicaceae. The transcript has 10 exons. Gene Ontology annotation, biological process: protein localization to chloroplast; protein insertion into membrane; thylakoid membrane organization.
AAACAAAAUUUUGUUAGCUUCCACUUCCCAGUUCGGUCUCGCACACUGAGACGCGAAGCAAGAACACACAACAAUACUUCCAACAAAAUCUAAAUCCUUCCCCAAUUUGUCUUCUGAACCAAAACCCUAAAACUCUCCCACCUUCUUCUCCCUAGAGAUGUCUUCUUCAAUAUCCCUAAAGCCGACGCACCUUAUCCUCUCCUCUUUCUCCACAGGCAAAGUCCUCCACUUCCGCCGCUCCCGUUUCAGCCACAGGUCGUCGUCUUCGUCUCGUUAUCGGACUCUCGUAGCUCAAUUCGGGUUCAGACCAGGUUCGUUUCCCGACCUAGGUGACUCUCUCGAUUUCAUCAAGGACCAUGCCGAGAAUCUCUUGUACACGAUCGCUGAUGCCGCCGUUUCGUCCUCUGAAACCUUUGAAUCUGUCGCUGGUACUACUUCCACCACAAACCAGAACAAUGAUUGGUUCUCUGGUAUUGCUAAUUACAUGGAAACUAUUCUCAAGGUUUUGAAAGAUGGGUUAUCAACUGUUCAUGUUCCUUAUUCCUAUGGUUUCGCUAUCAUUCUAUUGACUGUGCUUGUUAAGGCUGCUACGUUCCCAUUGACGAAAAAGCAGGUUGAAUCUGCCAUGGCAAUGAAAUCUUUGACGCCUCAAAUAAAGGCUAUUCAGGAACGGUAUGCCGGUGAUCAGGAGAGAAUUCAGCUUGAAACUGCCAGAUUGUAUAAACUUGCUGGAAUAAAUCCCCUUGCAGGCUGCCUCCCCACACUAGCCACAAUACCAGUCUGGAUUGGGCUGUAUAGAGCCCUCUCAAAUGUUGCCGAUGAGGGGCUCUUAACGGAAGGUUUUUUCUGGAUACCUUCUCUUGCUGGUCCAACAACUGUUGCUGCAAGACAGAAUGGCAGUGGAAUCUCAUGGCUGUUUCCUUUCAUUGAGGGACACCCACCUCUCGGAUGGCCAGACACAUUAGCAUAUCUUGUCUUACCUCUAUUGCUCGUCUUCUCUCAGUACCUAUCCAUUCAGAUUAUGCAGUCUUCGCAGAGUAAUGAUCCAGCCAUGAAGAGCUCACAAGCAGUGACAAAGCUUCUUCCACUGAUGAUUGGCUAUUUUGCACUCUCAGUUCCUUCUGGUUUAAGUCUUUAUUGGCUGACCAACAACAUUUUGAGCACGGCACAGCAAGUAUGGCUUCAAAAAUAUGGUGGUGCUAAGAAUCCAGUGGAAAAAUUCACUAAUUUGGUCAGUAAGGAAGAUAAAACACAAAAAAUUGAGAAGCCUAUUUCAGAGGCACUAGUUCAAAAGUCUGUUUCAGAACUGAAAAUACCAAGAGAGAAGGGUGGUGAAAAGGUGACCUCAGAAGGCCCUAAACCUGGUGAAAGGUUUAGGCUGCUCAAAGAGCAAGAAGCAAAGAGACGUCGGGAAAAAGAAGAGAGGCAGAAAGCUGAAGCAGCUCUUUCAAAUCAAAAUACAAACAAAGCACAUGAACAAGAUGGAAAACCUGAUACAGCCAUUGUCGCUGGAGAUAAUGGAGAGACAGAACUUUCUGCUGCGGAAGAAACAUCCGAUGGCACCGUAGCUGUGAAUGGGAAGCCAUCUAAGGAGAAGACUUCGAAUGAGACAUUUGGCAUUGGCCAUGAUACAGAACAACAGCAUUCUCAUGAUACAUAGAGGAGGAACACUCCUGACCAAGCCCAAGCCCAGCACACAGAGGAAUUGAGAUUUGAAUAAGACAAGAGGAGGAAUCUCGUUAAUCAGUCCUUUUAGCCCCUCUGCAACAGAGUUCGAAGUUUAUAGAUCUUAAGAGUGCGAAACAUUAGUCAUUAAGGUUUAGAAUUUGUGUACAAAGACCAUAGGGGAUGGGUUUUUGUAAGCCACGGAAGCUUGGUUCAUAUUGCUUAUGUUCUUAAGAAUGUUUAAGCAAAACUACUUUUGUCCUC